CAGCGAGCAAGCUGGAGCGAUAGGAAAGGCUGGACUUCUCAGCUCCCAACUUCACGCGGGACGUGUAUUACACGCGGGACGCCGAGAAAGUGGCGUGUGAGCGCGAACGGGCUCGUUUGAUAGCAGCCCGUGUUAUUCCUCCUCUUCCCCCCUCCCGCCGCCUCUCCGGGAGGGAGGCGAACAUUUCCUUUUCUUCUUGGAUCACCAGCACAAGCUCACUAUUAGUAGCAUCAUCAUCAUCAUCAUCAUCGUCAUCAUCACCACCAUCCAUAUUUUCGCCACCCUAUCCUCCUUCUCCCUCGCCUAUUUCCAUUGGAAGCGGAUUCCGGAGGGGAAAGAUGUACGACUGCAUGGAGGCAUUCGCCGUCACGCCGCGGCAGCUCUACGAUGUUACUAACCGGAGCGCUUGCAUGCUGCGGAAAUCGAGCAUCAGUCCGUUUGCCUUGGGCUUGGAUCCCUUCGGGUGGCCCCAACCGGCCAGUCUACAAUCGGUGGAGACCCAGAGUACCAGUUCUGAGGAGAUGGUGCCCAGCUCUCCUUCUCCACCCCCACCCCCAAGGGUCUACAAGCCUUGUUUUGUCUGCAAUGACAAGUCCUCUGGCUACCAUUAUGGGGUCAGCUCCUGCGAGGGCUGCAAGGGCUUCUUUCGCCGAAGUAUUCAGAAAAACAUGGUCUACACCUGCCACCGAGACAAGAACUGUCAGAUUAACAAAGUGACUCGCAACCGCUGCCAGUAUUGUCGCCUACAGAAGUGCUUUGAGGUUGGCAUGUCCAAAGAAGCUGUGAGGAAUGACCGCAAUAAGAAGAAAAAAGACGUGAAAGAGGAAGUGGUGGUAGAUAGCUAUGAAAUGACACCUGAACUGGAAGAGCUCAUCCAGAAGGUCAGCAAAGCGCAUCAGGAGACCUUCCCAUCUCUUUGCCAGUUGGGCAAAUAUACUACGAACUCCAGUGCUGAUCACCGAAUACAGCUGGACUUGGGCCUAUGGGACAAAUUCAGCGAACUGGCCACCAAAUGCAUCAUCAAGAUAGUAGAGUUUGCCAAACGCCUUCCCGGCUUUACCACCCUCAGCAUUGCUGACCAAAUUACUUUGCUGAAGGCAGCGUGCUUGGACAUCCUGAUGCUCCGUAUUUGUGUCCGCUACACUCCAGAACAAGACACCAUGACCUUUUCAGAUGGGCUGACCUUGAACCGUACCCAGAUGCAUAAUGCUGGCUUUGGGCCCCUCACCGACUUGGUUUUUGCCUUUGCUGGGCAAUUGCUUCCCCUCGAAAUGGAUGACACCGAGACAGGCCUGCUCAGCGCGAUCUGCCUCAUCUGUGGAG
Thamnophis sirtalis is the source of this 1323-nucleotide messenger RNA. The record is from RefSeq and is a predicted model, not a curated record. NCBI's taxonomy places the organism in Eukaryota, Metazoa, Chordata, Lepidosauria, Squamata, Natricidae.